Messenger RNA from Dovyalis caffra, 807 nucleotides. The record is from the annotation of a GenBank genome assembly. NCBI's taxonomy places the organism in Eukaryota, Viridiplantae, Streptophyta, Magnoliopsida, Malpighiales, Salicaceae.
AUGGCCUUGUCACGUCCCAUUCACGAUGAACUUGGAGCCUUGGACAAGGCUAUUAGUGGUGGUUGCUUGUGGUGGAUGGCCAGAGCCAAUAAAUAUGCCUCCAUUAACUUUAACCAUGUUUAUGACAAAAACAUAGGCAAUUCCACCUCUUCCAAUAACACAAACAACAACCCAUCGAAGCAUCAAUCUUCUACUUCCUUUUACUCUACCAUAUCAUCUCCUAAUAGCCCAAACAAUCUCUACAAAAACCAUCUUCCAUCUUCAUCGGCCCGAACCCAUGGCCGGAUGCUGGUUCUGACCCGACCCACACCUAGACCGAUAUCCACCAUCCAAACCCCACCACUGACUCCCUCUCCGAAAACCCCACCGAUCCAUCAAGCUCAAGUUCAAAUACCGGUUCAAACAGGGUCUGAACCAGAAUCAGACCGGAUUUCACUACGUCCAUUGGGUCGAACCGGGAGUGGUUCGAUUGGUUCUUCCCCGCUUCUUGGACAGGAGAAGCAGAAGGAGGUUGGGGCUAUAUUGGGGUCGCCUAAGCCAGAUAAGUUUGUGCCACCACAUCUUAGACCGGGUUUUGUGGGGAGGGAGGAGAGGCCUGGACCGGAGGUUUUUAGGGGUAAGGAGGUGGGUCAAAGGCAUCAGCAGCAAGGGUAUUUUGGUUCUCCUGUUCGGUUUGGUGAGGAUGGAAGGCCUAAGUCAGGUGGGUAUGAGAGGAUGAGAGGUGAUGAAUCAAAUCUGGGUUUCGUUAAUAAACCCACGUCCAGUGGAAGCCGGCCUAGUUCAAGUGGAUGGUAUGGUUCUUGCUAA